AUGCAAAGGCCCAGGCACCACGUGACCGAGCGGGGGCGUGGGGCCAGAGGCGCGCAGGCGCACUCAGCCGGCCGAUAUGCUAAUUUUGUUGAUAUUCCGCAGCGGAGUUUUGAAGAAAAACCGGAGGCAGCGGGACGGGGAGCGGUAGCGGGCGGCGGGGAGCCGGAGGAGGCGGUAGGAGAGUGGGCCCUGAUGGAAAACACUCGCGACCUGACUGAGCACUCCCCACGGUCAGAAAGGAAGAGGAGGGACUCGUUUGGAAUGUUUGACGGCUAUGACAGUUGCAGUGAGGAUAGCAGCAGCAGUUCAAGCUCUGAUGAGAGCGAAGAAGAAGUUACCUCAAUACCAGCCAGUCUCCCACUUAUCAAAACCAAUGGACAAGUCUACACUUAUCCGGAUGGCAAAUCUGGAAUGGCCACCUGUGAGAUGUGUGGGAUGGUUGGUGUGAGAGAUGCUUUCUAUUCCAAGACAAAACGAUUCUGCAGUGUUUCAUGCUCCAGAAGCUACUCAUCCAACUCGAAAAAAGCCAGCAUUUUAGCCAGACUUCAGGGAAAACCUCCAACAAAGAAAGCAAAAGUUCUACAGAAACAGCCUUUAGUGGCUAAAUUGGCAGCCUACGCACAGUACCAGGCAAGCCUGCAACAGAGCCAAACCAAGAGUAAAGCAGCAGUUACUGUGGAAGGCUUUGACUGGGGUCAGUAUGUUUGGAGCAAUAAAUUUACUGGGGCACCUGUCAGCUGCUUCAAACAUACUGCUUCUGAAUAA
Messenger RNA from Rhincodon typus (whale shark), 765 nucleotides. Its product is annotated as MBT domain-containing protein 1-like. Lineage: Eukaryota; Metazoa; Chordata; Chondrichthyes; Orectolobiformes; Rhincodontidae. The record is from RefSeq and is a predicted model, not a curated record. The transcript has 7 exons. Bases 1 to 765 code for a protein of 254 amino acids. Gene Ontology annotation, molecular function: zinc ion binding. Gene Ontology annotation, cellular component: nucleus.